GGAAACCCUAAAAAUGUCGAGACCCCAAACCCUUUAUAAGCUUCGUCGCCGACUCUCUCUCUCUCUCUCUCUCUCUCCCUCGUCUCCUCCUCUUCGAUCCGAGCCCGCGCGAACGCUCCGAAACGAGAGGGGGAGAUGGCGACAGAGGAAGCAAAACCGGCAGUGAUCCCGGAGUCGGUGCUGAAGAAGAGGAAGAGGGAGGAGCAAUGGGCUCUGGCGAAGAAGGAGGCGCUUGACACAAAGAAGAAGGCAGAGGGGGAGAAGCGGAAGCUUAUUUUCAGCAGAGCGCAGCAAUACGCGAAGGAGUAUGAAUCCCAGGAGAAGGAAUUGAUCCGUUUGAAGCGAGAGGCGAGGUUGAAGGGUGGAUUUUAUGUUUGCCCUGAGGCGAAGCUAUUGUUCAUUGUCCGUAUCAGAGGUAUCAAUGCCAUGCACCCUAAGACUAGAAAGAUCUUGCAGCUAUUACGCCUGAGACAGAUCUUUAACGGGGUCUUCCUCAAAGUCAACAAGGCCACAAUGAACAUGUUACGAAGAGUCGAGCCUUAUGUAACUUAUGGAUACCCUAACCUGAAGAGUGUUAGGGAGUUGAUUUACAAGAGGGGCUAUGGAAAACUUAACAAGCAAAGGGUUCCUCUGUCUGACAACUCCGUCAUCGAACAGGGUUUGGGGAAGGACGGUAUUAUUUGCAUCGAGGAUCUCGUUCACGAAAUCAUGACUGUCGGGCCGCACUUCAAGGAGGCGAACAACUUCCUUUGGCCCUUCAAGCUGAAGGCGCCGUUGGGCGGGUUGGAGAAGAAGAGGAAUCACUACGUCGAAGGCGGCGACGCCGGAAACCGCGAGGAUUACAUCAACGAGCUCAUUAGGCGGAUGAAUUAAUCCAGAUUGCUGUGGCAUCUUUAGUGCUUGUUCUUGGGAGGGGUUUUUUUUUUAUUUUUUUAUUUAAUCUUGGAAUUGGAAUUAGACCUUUGCUACAUUUGCAGGUAGAGAACAUGAACAAUCUGCGAUUUUGCUGUUUUAGCAUCAACUAUUGGACAUGUUGUGGUCGCAGAAUGCUUCUGCUGCUACAUCUAUUUAUAUAUGCAUUUUAUUUCA
Ananas comosus (pineapple) is the source of this 1089-nucleotide messenger RNA. Its product is annotated as 60S ribosomal protein L7-4-like. Gene Ontology annotation, cellular component: cytosolic large ribosomal subunit. The transcript has 7 exons. NCBI's taxonomy places the organism in Eukaryota, Viridiplantae, Streptophyta, Magnoliopsida, Poales, Bromeliaceae. Bases 136 to 873 code for a protein of 245 amino acids. Gene Ontology annotation, molecular function: structural constituent of ribosome; RNA binding. Gene Ontology annotation, biological process: maturation of LSU-rRNA from tricistronic rRNA transcript (SSU-rRNA, 5.8S rRNA, LSU-rRNA). The record is from RefSeq and is a predicted model, not a curated record.